CAGGCAAAUGUGCAAUACCGGAAUGUCUGUGCCCGCUGCCGAUGAUGCUGUUCCAAGUACCUCCCAGAUUCCUGCUUCAGAACAAGAGACCCUGGUUAGACCAAAACCAUUGCUUUUGAAGUUGUUAAAAUCUGUUGGUGCACAAAAAGACACCUAUACUAUGAAAGAGGUUCUAUUUUAUCUAGGCCAAUAUAUUAUGUCUAAGCGAUUAUAUGAUGAAAAACAACAACAUAUGGUAUAUUGUUCAAAUGAUCUUCUAGGGGAUCUGUUUGGUGAGCCAAGCUUCUCUGUAAAAGACCACAGGAAAAUCUAUACAAUGAUCUACAGAAAUUUGAUAGUAGUCAAUCAGCAGGAACCAUUGGAUUCUGGCACGUCUGUGAGUGAAAAUAGGUGUCAUCUUGAAGACAGGAGUGAUCAAAAGGACUCUGUGCAAGAGUUACAGGAAGAGAAACCAUCAUCUUCCAAUUUGAUUUCUAGACCAACUACCUCAUCUAGGAGGAGAGCAAGAAGUGAGACAGAACUAAAUUCAAAUGAACUGUCCAGUGAAGUACAAAGAAAACGGCACAGAUCUGACAAUGUUUCCCUUUCCUUCGAUGAAAGUGUCGCACUGUGUGUCAUAAGGGAGAUAUGUUGUGAAAGAAGCAGCAGCAGUGAGUCAACAGAAACGCCAUCAAAUCCGGAUCUUGAUGCUGGUGAAGGUGAACAUUCUACUAAUUGGUUAGAGCAGGAAUCAGUUUCAGAUCAAUUCAGUGUAGAAUUUGAAGUUGAAUCUAUUGAUUCAGAAGAUUAUAACCUUAGUGAAGAAGGACAGGAACUCUCGGAUGAAGAUGAUGAGGUUUAUCGAGUUACUGUGUAUCAAGCAGAAGAGAGUGAUACAGAUUCAUUUGAAGAUGACCCUGAAAUUUCUUUAGCUGACUAUUGGAAAUGUACUUCAUGCAGUGAAAUGAAUCCCCCUCUCCCACCACAUUGUAAUAGAUGUUGGGCACUUCGUGAGAAUUGGUUUAAUGAAGAUAAAAGGAAAGACAAAGAGGAAAUGCUUGAGAGCAACAAACUAGAAAGCACAGCACAGGAAGAAGAAGGUUUUGAUGUUCCUGAUUGUAAAAAGACUACAGUGACUGACUCCAAA
Molecule: messenger RNA, 1126 nt
Organism: Elephantulus edwardii (Cape elephant shrew)
Lineage: Eukaryota; Metazoa; Chordata; Mammalia; Macroscelidea; Macroscelididae
Gene: MDM2
Product: MDM2 oncogene, E3 ubiquitin protein ligase
Exons: 10
Biological process (GO): negative regulation of apoptotic process; regulation of cell cycle
Cellular component (GO): nucleus
Molecular function (GO): ubiquitin protein ligase activity
Source: RefSeq, a predicted model, not a curated record